AUGCCCUACUAUCUAGGACUCAUUGGAAUCGUUUCCAUCGAAGGAAAAAUCAAGGACGAGUACCCUCUAGUACAGUCCAGGUGCCACUACAACAUCGUCGACGUCUACUCUAUUGCCGAGCUCGUCCAAGACUAUCACUCUAGCGCCCCCAUCAGCCGGGACGUCGAAUACGUGUUUCCCCUCCCACCAGGCGCGGCUGUAUGCUCUUUCAAAGCAGUGAUAGACGACACGAAGACCAUUAAAGGAGUAGUCAAAGAGAAGGGCGAAGCCAAGACAGAAUACAAGGCAGCGGUAGCUCAAGGAAAGACUGCUGGUCUUCUUGAACAAGAGCAUCCGGAUG
Molecule: messenger RNA, 340 nt
Organism: Acaulospora colombiana
Lineage: Eukaryota; Fungi; Glomeromycota; Glomeromycetes; Diversisporales; Acaulosporaceae
Source: the annotation of a GenBank genome assembly